AUGCAACGCAAGCCAAUCACACCCACCACAAAGGGAUGCUCAGUGCCUUGCUUUCUCCACAAUAUCAGCGUCGAGGGCGAAUACCAGGAACCGGACUGCGAUGCCCGAUACCGAAUGAAAUUCUACCACGUCCAUUUGUAUCCAGUGCUUUCCUCUUUAUUGCUGUAUGAUCGGUCGUCCUCUUCGGAUUCCUUCCAGAUCAUAUCUUCUCUCCGUUAUGACCCUGCGAUUCCGCGUGCGAUCGGUGAAAGAACUGCAGAACCCCGUCUUCUAGCUACACCAUACUACCUUCUACCUUACCACCGGGAUCGGCUCCUAAACGCGGCAAUCUGUUUCAAUUGGGCAAAAGCUAUUGAGUUUCUACGCCAGGAUUUGGACCAGUUUACUCGGAUUUUAGAGACGUUUGUACCUAACAAAUCACAACCAUGGCGCCUUCGUGUUGUUAUUGACAGCAGUGGAGCGUGCAAGGUCGAAGCCAACCCGACAGCAUCAAUGGACCCCCUAUACCUUCUCUGCCCUUCCCGAGACGUUCCACAGCCAAAUACGUGGCGUGUAUAUGUUGACUCAGAGUAUACGGCCCCUUCGGACUUUACUACGCAUAAGACUACUGCGCGUGGAGACUAUACAGCUGCCAGGUAUCGGUCCGGGAUCCUUUCACCCCAAGAGCAGGCAGAGGUGCUUGUAGUGAAUCCAAAGGGCGAAAUCAUGGAAGGGAGCAUCACAACCCCGUACUUCAGGCGGCGCAAACCUGGAUCUGAGAAGGAUAUCGCGAGCAAAGACUCCGGACCAAAAUGGGCCACACCAUCGCUCUUAAGUGGUGGCAAUGCAGGUACAACUAGACGAUACGCCCUGGCAGAAGGGUUUUGCACGGAAGAGGUUAUUACAGUGGCUGAUUUAGUAGACGGUGAGGAGUGUUGGCUUAGUAACGGUGUCAGAGGCUUCAUCCCCGGUAGGAUUGUAUUGAUGGACCCGAAAGGGUCCGAAAGGGUCCCCCUUCCACGGUAA
Aspergillus caelatus is the source of this 1005-nucleotide messenger RNA. RefSeq names its product aminotransferase class IV-domain-containing protein. NCBI's taxonomy places the organism in Eukaryota, Fungi, Ascomycota, Eurotiomycetes, Eurotiales, Aspergillaceae. Bases 1 to 1005 code for a protein of 334 amino acids. The transcript has 2 exons. The record is from RefSeq and is a predicted model, not a curated record. Gene Ontology annotation, molecular function: catalytic activity.